AUGUGCGACGAAGCAACACCACCCUCCGGACCCAACAAAUCACUCUUGCUCUGCAGCGUUAUCAAAAUAACAGCCUGCCUGAUUGCUUUCUUCAGUUCAACGUUGUCUCACCCGAACCCUGAAUAUGCAUCAAAAGCCUUACCAUACAACUUCCAUUACGACAUCAAUGACCAGUACCAAGGAUUACGAUAUGGCCGCAAGGAAAAGUCUAGUGGCAAUGCUGUCUACGGAUCCUACACAAUCCUACUUCCAGAUGGUCGUAAGCAACAUGUGGAAUACAGAGCUGAUGGCCGAAGAGGCUUUGUAGCCACGGUUACCUACGAGGGAGAGGCGCACCAUCCUAAAAUGUUUGGACCGGCCAUAACCUUCAAACCAUCAUUUGGGAAUGGCGACCGAGGGUAUGGCCGAAGCAGUCACGGAUUCUCCUUGGAUGAGAACGGAAGCGGUCAAAUUGGCAACGGUUCUGGACGGAACCAGAGCGCCAGGGACGCUAACGGAUUUGGCUACGGCAACCACGGAGGCGCAGAAGGUGACAACAGGCAUCAACGCAUUGAUCAAGGUAGAAACAGGCAGGGAUAUAUGGGUGCAAAAGGCAGCCAAGUGGCAUAAAGAGUGUUUCAAGC
Messenger RNA from Macrobrachium nipponense, 623 nucleotides. RefSeq names its product pro-resilin-like. Gene Ontology annotation, cellular component: extracellular matrix. The transcript is spliced from 4 exons. The record is from RefSeq and is a predicted model, not a curated record. The coding region runs from base 1 to 609 and encodes 202 amino acids. Lineage: Eukaryota; Metazoa; Arthropoda; Malacostraca; Decapoda; Palaemonidae.